Molecule: messenger RNA, 760 nt
Organism: Laetiporus sulphureus 93-53
Lineage: Eukaryota; Fungi; Basidiomycota; Agaricomycetes; Polyporales; Laetiporaceae
Exons: 2
Coding region: 153-611 (152 amino acids)
Source: RefSeq, a predicted model, not a curated record
CGGUUGUGCAGGGCCAACGUGACAGUGAUAGUACACCAAGCUGCAUGGCAGUCGACCUCGCCUUGGCCGCAUUCCGCUACUCCCACAAGGCACCGGCACAGCCGUGACGGGGUGCAAAGUCACCUGCUUCGUACUGAUGGCAGCAUCUCGUCAUGAUCCUGCUUGUUAUUUGCCGCAUGUUCUCCUACCACGUCGCGUCGCGAGCUGCGUGGUGGCAAUCAGCUGGCACCUUGCACCCCGUCAAAAGAAUUAAAGCCUUCGCGACGUUCCAGGUCUUUCUGAUUGGACUUGCUGUCAAGUUAGCGCGGCCUGGCUGGACUUGCUCGGCAUGCCUCAUGUUCACUCAGUCUGAGGAGGGCGGACCGUCAAAGACGUUAGCGCGUUAUCGCUAUCACAUCGACUGGACUCUUCCUGUGCUAUUACAUCACGGCAGGUCUGGGUCUGGGUAUCUUGGACUACUCAUUGGGACUUCUGUGAGCAAUUCCUAUCUUCGGGUUCUGGUCGGGUUGGUACGUGCUACGAACUCUUUAGCGAAGAUCAUCCGAAGUCUGGAUAAUCCUUCGUUGCUUCGCUACAUGAGGAGACCUCGCAACGUGUUGUACGCGAGGUAAUUAGCUGUAGUCAGUGUUAUCGUGGUCAGCGUUCAUGGGUCCCUUUCACCAUCGGAGUCUUUUGUAGCAUGUUUAGGAAAUGCCGGCCUUGAUUGGUUUUUUGUACUCUGGGAAGAGAUGAGCAUGCGAUAUGCAUGUGCAAGGCUACG